CAAGCUGUUUAUACAAAGACAAAAGCAUUUUGUCCCGUCUACUUUUCCGAGAAAUACACAGCAUAUAUAUCCCAACUAAACCAAUUGCAGCUUCCUUUAUCAAUUUUCAAUCGCCUUCAAAGGGUUUAUUUAUUCUUGACUUUGUUUUAGUCAAAAAGCUGAGCUACUGAAAUCGAUCAAGUUUUUGGUUUUACUGUUUGAUCUGCAGGAAAAAGGAAUCAGAUUUCAAUGGGUUGUUGAAGAUAUCUCUAGAAACUGAAUUUCUUUUAAGGGUAUCUGAAUGGAUAAGAAUAAUGGAGUUGCUGAUUCUAAUGAUGGUCAGUUAUUGCGUGACAUUGAGGAAAUAAGUAAAGCCCUUUACUUGCAGAAACCUUCAUCAACUGCUUUGAUUACCACAUCCAAUGUUAGGUCUAAAUCUGCUGGCAAAGCCCAUCUUUCAGAAUCAAAAUCAAAGCAGAAUUCAAGAAACCUUUAUAAUGAUGUGAUGCAUAAGGAAAAGAAAUCAUCUUCAUCAUCAUUAUGGAAUUGGAAGAAGCCUUUUAAAGCAUUAACUCAUAUCAGGCAUCAUAGGUUUGAUAUUUGUUUCUUUCUCCAUGUGCAUUCUAUUGAUGACUUGCCUGCCUUCUUAAAUGACUUGAGCUUAUGUGUGCAUUGGAAGAUGAAGGAUGAAGUAUUGUCUACUCGUGCAGUGAGGGUUGUGGAUGGAAUUGCUGAAUUUGAAGAGACAUUAAUGUGUCAAUGUUGUGUGUAUGGUAGUAAAAGUGGGCCUCGUAAUUCAGCAAAAUACGAGGCCAGGCUUUUCGUGAUCUAUGCAUCCAUUGUUGGCGCUUUGGGGAAUGAUAUAGGAGAGCAUUGGAUUGAUCUCACAAGGCUGUUACCACUUACUUUGGAGGAUUUAGUUGGGGAGAAGAGGUCAGGUAAAUGGACUACCAGCUUUAAACUUUCUGGCAAGGCUAAAGGUGCGACUCUAAAUGUCAGCUUCAGUUUCUUGGCAACUGGGGAUGAUUUAGUUGAAUCAAGUGGCAAAACAAAUGCAUCGAGUUUUUUAAAUCUAACAGAGAAGGGGUCAAGUGCAAUGGGACACAGUGGGAUUCUUAAUCCAGACAAGGGGAAUGGGAUACUUCAACAUUUUGGGACUGUUCCGAGUAAUGUAGCCCACAUGUCUUACCUGUCACCUCUAUCUGUUGAUUUACAGUUUGGUACUGAAUUGUUGCCAAGUGUGGGACUGAAACUUUCCAAAUCAUUAGGUUUUUUAUAUCAGAAACUUAAUGAAGGGAACUUGCACAGGGUGUCAAGCUUAGAUAAAUUGUCUGAGCAUGUGGAGCCACCCAAACAUUAUUCCGAUUUUGAUGAAGUUAUAGAUGAGUAUGAAAACAUUGAGUUUUCUGUUAUUGAACAGGGUGUAGAAAUGUGUCAUAAUGAUCCAUCUAAACUUGAACAAAGUGCUAUUCAGACUAUUGAUGGCUCCACCAUUGGUAUUAUCAAUGUGGAAGAGAUCCUUAAAGAUUGUGACACUGACAUUGAUGAGGAAGCAGAACAGCUUUUAGAUGUCUACUGCUCCAGUGUUUGCACGGAGGAGGUUGGGGUAGAUGAAUGCAUACAGGAAAAAAGUGCUAUACAUUCAAAACCAAUGACUUUAGGGGGGCUGGAGUCAGAUUUUGAUGACAUAUUGAUUACAGAAUCUUCAUCUGCUUUGGAUGAGUUCAUUGAGCAUGAAAAGUAUAUGGAGGUUAAAUCACAUUACACACCUAGCAAUUCAAUAAAGAAAUCACUUAGUCUGGAUGAAAUUGCCGACUCUGUGGCUAGUGAUUUCUUAAAGAUGCUGGAAAUUGAACAUGGUCCAUUUAGCUUGAAUUCUGACAAUGCUGUUGAGUCUCCUAGAGAACGUCUGUUGAGAGAAUUUGAGAAUGAAGCCUUAGCUUCCAGUGACUUCAUCUUAAAUUUUGGUGCUGGGGGAGAAGAGGAGGAAGUUGGAUCCACCACUCCUGGUCCUUGUCACGGGGUUAAUUACGAUGAUUUUGCUUUCUCUUCAGUUAUUCUGCCCAGGAAGGAGCAGGAGGAAAGUCAGUCACUGGCAAACAGAAGGUCGAUCAAAAUGCUUGAAUACUUGGAGACUGAAGCCUUGAUGUGUGAGUGGGGCUUAGAUGAGAAUGCAUUUCAAAGUUCUCCGUGCGUUCAGACUGAUGGAUUUGGAAGUCCAAUAGAGUUUUCAUCAGAACAAAGUGAAUUACCUCCACUGGGAGAAGGCUUUGGACAUUUCAUUCCAACAAAGGAUGGAGGUGUCCUGCGGUCCAUGAAUCCUUUACAUUUUAUAAAUUGUAAAAAUGUUGGGUGCCCGGCCAUCCAAGUAUCUAGAGCUGCUGUGUUUCCUGCAAGAUUGGGUACUGAUGUUAUGGAGAUAUUACAAAACUUGGCUUCACUUGGAAUUGAGAAUCUUUCCUUGCAUGUAAACAAAUUAAUGCCUUUGGAGGAUAUUACUGGGAAAACAUUGCAACAAGUUGCACUGGAAGCUGCAUCCAGAGCUAUAAUGCUAGAGAGGUGGGAUGAGUUGCAGCAAGAAUUACUAUGUGAGCGUGAUUCAUUUGAUCAGAGAAAUGAAGUUGAAGGAUUUCAAUUUUGCUGGACUUGCGAUAAUCUGAGCUCAGGUCUCGUAUGUGGUCAGAUUGACCCAGGUUGUGUAUCUAUGGAAAACCUUGUUCCAUCGGUCAUGAGUAGGAUUGAAGUCCUUGCAUUAGAGGGUUUGAGAAUUCAAUGUGGCAUGUCAGACGAGGAUGCACCAUCAAGCAUCAGUCCUUUUUCCUCAAGCAACAUGCCAUUUAUUGUAGGCAAGAAUUCAAAUUUCAGUAAGUUACUCAGUUUUGAGGGAGCUGCAAGUUCACAUUCCCUGGACCUGGAUUUUGGAUAUGAUGUUGAUUAUGUUAAUAGAUUAAUGAGCCUUUCCAUAACAUUGGAUGAGUGGUUACGGCUGGACGCUGGGAUUAUAGACCACGGAGACCAUAUUAGUGAUCAUAAGAUCCAGAUCCUUGAGGCUCAUCAAGCCAAGUGCCUUGAUUCAGUUAGUGGAAAAUUGAUAAAACGUGUUAACUUAGGUAAAGCAUCUGGUAGAGAGCAUGGGCUGUUGGGGAACAACUUUACGCUUGCUGUCAUGGUGUUGCUCAGAGAUCCCCUUCGAAACUAUGAACCAAUCGGCACUUCGAUGAUUGCUUUAAUUCAAGUAGAGCGAGUUUCUCUUGCUAUAGAGCCAGAGAGAGAUGAGCAAGAGAGCCCUGAGUCCGAAGUCGCAGAAGAAAAAGAUGGUGCUCCAUUUUUCUUAAUCACUGAAGUCCAUCUUGCAGGGUUAAAUACUGAGCCUCAUAAGCAGCAUCUUUGGGGUAGCAAAGCACAGCAACAGUCCGGGACACGCUGGUUGCUUGCUAGUGGCAUAGCUAACUCCAAUAAGAAAACGUUUUCGAAGUCAAAAGCGAUGGUAAGAUACUACCCAUCAAUGAUGAGAAAGAUGCAGCCUGGGAAUGUGCUAUGGAGUCUAACCUCAAAUGUUCAUGAAACUGGAACAAAUUGGAAUGAAUUGGCAGAUUUUGGUCCACAUUCUCGAAACCCUAAUGUCAUCCUCCCAAAUUAAGUCGUCAUAUUUGUUGUAGAAUGCUGUUUUUGAGUUGUUACUAUGAAUAUGAAUAUACCUAUGUGCAGAGUUCAGUGAGUUUAAGCAUUUUUUAUUUUAGUUCCUAUAUGUAACAGCCAGCUUUUCUGCAACUAUAGUUGUCUAGAUUGUAUAGUCCAAUAAGAAUCCAUUUUACAGUUGAAUACCCAUUUCAAAGGUAAUCAAUUCAUAUCCAUUUGAUAAAUGAAGCAUAUAGCUAAAGUUUUCUGCC
Molecule: messenger RNA, 3869 nt
Organism: Gossypium raimondii (Peruvian cotton)
Lineage: Eukaryota; Viridiplantae; Streptophyta; Magnoliopsida; Malvales; Malvaceae
Product: protein PLASTID MOVEMENT IMPAIRED 1-RELATED 2
Exons: 3
Coding region: 281-3619 (1112 amino acids)
Source: RefSeq, a predicted model, not a curated record